UGUAGAGAUACCGAGUCAAAAAGAAUGGGAAGAGCUUUCAAAGACUGAAAGAGUUGCGUAUAUGCUUCAUUGCGCAGAGACCUCCGUCAGGAGGGAUUUGGGGGUCAUGAUUUUUGAGUUAUGAAGCUGACCGUCGCCCAAACGUCAUUCCACCCCACUUUUGACGAUUGUCAACAAUGGAAUACAACGUCUGACAACAUGAAUCAAGACAAUAUUUGUGUACGUGCGAGUACGAUAGCAAAAAUGGGCGAGAAUUACUAAGUUACCCAUCCAACUCGUUCAACAUUGAAGCGAAGUCACAAGCUCCAUAUCAACACUCCCGAAUCCGGAGGUAUCUCAUCCACCAUGACGCGGGAUCUGAUCCCGCACCACGACAACACAAUCCGAUUUGCCUCCACCAUCGCACCGGAUAAUAUCCACCUGCAUAUAUACGGCAUAAAGCUCGAUCUGAAGCAUUGUGACCUGUCUGUUAGGUGUCGUGCAUAUGCACGAUAAGGCGAAUGUGGCGUUGAUAGGACAAGCAGGUACCCUCCAUCUGCUAUCUGAGUGACAACAAGCACUCUAGUGCGGGGCAGGAGAUCCGCUACGGGAUAUCUUGACGAUGGGAUGGAUGAUGGGGUAUCUGGACUUGGACAACUUACUUUAGAAACUUGAGGUCUCUGAACAAAGAGCUUGACAUUUCGUUCUUCUUUGCCCUCACUUACUCUUGUCGAUAUCAAACAUGAAGAAAUCAAGCAUGAGAACUCUGAUGAACACAUCCUCAAUAUCAACUCGGAUUGCGUUGCCGCGAUGUCGAAGAUACUCACAAUCGCACUCUGUAACGACGACGGCAAGCACAUUGUCGAUGCCAACCACAUCACGGCAGUCUAUCACAGCCAAAACACUUCCUCCCCUUUCGCUCAUGCCCACACCUCUCCUUCUACGGUCUUACCUCAUAACCUCCAUCCUCUCUUCAUCUCGCCUCCUCAAACUCUCUUUGCCCCUCCUCAACAUAAUAGCUCACUCACCAUCCCGCUUCCUCAACCCCGACAAGAACCCCAUCAUCGGCCUCCUCGUCCGGAAGAUCAUCUACGAGCACUUCGUCGCAGGAGAUUGUGAAGCAGCUGUCAAGAAUACAGUUGCUCAGAUGAAGCAGGUUGGGUUCCAAGGUGUCAUUUUGGGGUAUGCGAAGGAGUUCGCUGCUGAUGAGGGAGAUGUAGGGAACGAAGAGACGGAUGUGAGGAGGUGGAAGGAAGGCUAUGAGAAGACAAUGGAAAUGAUAGGGCCGGAGGACUUCAUGGCUGUGAAGUUCUCAGGCGCAGGAGCACCCACCCUCUCAGCUCUCGCCAACAAACAACCACCCCCACCCCAAAUGUGGACGGAGAUGCUCUCACUCUGCCACGCCGCCAAAGCCAAAAACAUCCGCGUCUGGAUCGACGCCGAACAACAAGACCUCCAGCCCACAAUCGACGACUGGACACUCCUCCUCAUGCGAAAAUUCAACCGCAACAACCAAGCUUUCAUGUACAACACCUUUCAAGCCUACCUGAAAUCCACGCCAAACAACAUCCUCAAGUACCUGAAGCUCGCCCAAGACGAAGGCUGGACCAUGGGAAUCAAGCUUGUGAGAGGAGCGUAUAUCGCUACUGAGAAGAGGGAGUUGAUCCAUGAUACUAUCGAGCAAACUCAUAAUGCGUAUAAUGGCAUUGUGGAGAAUCUCCUGAAGCGACAGUACCCAGGUCUAGAUGAGAAGAAGCCAUACCCAGAAGUCGCACUCAUGCUCGCGAGUCACAACGAAACGAGUAUCAAGAACGCCUACGCGAUCCAGAAGUCUUUGAUCGAGCAAGGCCAGCCCACGAUCAAAUUGGAGUAUGGACAGUUGCAGGGUAUGGCAGAUGAGGUUAGCUGUGGAUUGUUGCAGCUUUGUCAACAAGGUGGAGAGAAAGGGGGAAGUGAGAAGAGAAUUGAGAUGGAUGAGAAGCUGAGACCGAGGGCUUUUAAGUGCUUGGCUUGGGGGAGUACGCAGGAGUGUUUGCAGUUCUUGCUGAGGAGAGUUAAGGAGAAUGGCGAUGCGGUUAGUAGGACUGGAGGGUGGGUUGUAAGGUUUCGGAAGGAGAUUUGGAGGCGAGUCAAGGGAAGCUUUAGGAUGAUUUGAGGAUUUGACUCCUUGAGCACGUGGAAUGAACGAAAAAGAGUUGAUUUCUUGACCUUUAAGCACAACCAAGCUGAUACUGAUUAGACAUUCCCCCCGACACAAAGUUCCUCUUCAUCUGACGACCCACCAGUUACGAGCGGGCGGUGAG
Cadophora gregata is the source of this 2282-nucleotide messenger RNA. RefSeq names its product proline dehydrogenase. The record is from RefSeq and is a predicted model, not a curated record. The transcript has 2 exons. Gene Ontology annotation, molecular function: FAD binding; proline dehydrogenase activity. The coding region runs from base 722 to 2134 and encodes 470 amino acids. Gene Ontology annotation, cellular component: mitochondrion. NCBI's taxonomy places the organism in Eukaryota, Fungi, Ascomycota, Leotiomycetes, Helotiales, Ploettnerulaceae.